Messenger RNA from Mucor velutinosus, 1272 nucleotides. It is a transcript of the gene wis1, whose product is annotated as MAP kinase kinase Wis1. The record is from RefSeq and is a predicted model, not a curated record. The transcript has 4 exons. NCBI's taxonomy places the organism in Eukaryota, Fungi, Mucoromycota, Mucoromycetes, Mucorales, Mucoraceae. Bases 1 to 1272 code for a protein of 423 amino acids. Gene Ontology annotation, molecular function: sequence-specific DNA binding; zinc ion binding. Gene Ontology annotation, biological process: regulation of DNA-templated transcription.
AUGUCUACGACUACACCUCCUGCUGGUCAGUCAGCAGCCAAUAUAAAGACGGCGAGGCAUUAUUUCCUCAACAUGUUUGAGAGGCACGAUCCUGAAAAUUCUAGCGGCUACUGCAAUCGAACGUUAGAUCGAGCAAUUAUAUCAUUAGAUUCUCGCUUCUCAGUUCAAGCAGAAUUCGUCGAAGUUUGGCAUGGUCUCAUAAACACGCCGCAAAGAGAAUGGAGAUAUAUACGGACCAUAUUUUGCUUGCAAAAUAAAGACGACAUAAACUAUGGGUCUAGUGAGAAGGAAUACUUUGUGUUGCCUGUUGAAGCUAUGGUGACCACAUUAAGUGAUAAAGAGCCACAAGAGGCCAUCAUGUCGUUUUAUUUUGAUAAUAAGGCCAUCGAAUUUCCAGAUAAAGAAGUUCGCGACGAUAUAAAAGCAUGUAUUAUCAAGAAACCAAGCAUCAAGCCUGGACAAAAAGAAGAGAAUUCAAAGGGAUCUUAUGUAGCCAGUUUACGAAUUUCGGAAAUUCCAGGCUCACUGUGGGCGGUCAAAGAAGCACUGGACAGGAUGGAUGCCAACUUUCAAAAGGCUUACAGUUGCAUUAUGGAAGUGAGGAGCAUGCAACAAUCGAAGGUACAGGAUGGAGAAAGCGCACCGCAAGUCCAAGAGCCAGAAGCGGAUGAAUCGAACACAAAAGUUGAACCACCAAAUCAAAAAGAUUCAAACAAGACCAAACCAUCGUCAUCAACCAAAUCUACCAAAUCAAAGACCCCUUCCCCCAAGAAACCGAGUCCAAAAAGCACAGAUACCACCAACAACGACAAGAAAUGUUCCUAUUGUGCACGAAAAACGACACCCAUGUGGCGAAGAGGGCCCGCAGGACCAGGUACAUUGUGUAAUGCCUGUGGUGUGAAAUGGAGACACGGCAAAAUCUUAUGCGACCACAGUGCUACAGAAACAGCAGCAUCUCCGUCUAUUGCAACCACAGAAAAUGUGGAUCCUCUAAAUACUACAGAGUCAAAUAGUACAAGAAGCAAAAGAAAAUACACCAGGUCGACCGAGCCACCACAGCCAGUCAAAAAGAAGCAAAAGAAAAUAACCAAGAAAGAUGCAAUUAUUGAUCUAGUGCAAGAUGAAACGUCUGAAAGCGCAUCACCGCCUUCUUCGUCAGGAUCACCGCACUCUAUCAAUCUGAAUACCUUGAUCAUGGAUGAAGUGCACCACACAUUGGGCUUAGAUGCAGUAGAAGCUGCCACUGUGUUGACGCUACUCAAAAGAAGUUGA